Messenger RNA from Thecamonas trahens ATCC 50062, 1628 nucleotides. RefSeq lists its product as uncharacterized. The record is from RefSeq and is a predicted model, not a curated record. Bases 1 to 1602 code for a protein of 533 amino acids. The transcript has a single exon. NCBI's taxonomy places the organism in Eukaryota, Apusomonadida, Apusomonadidae.
AUGCAUGCUUUCGCUUUGGUGCACGCACUGGUUGUUGUUCUCCUGGUGGCAGCCGUGGUCAAUGCGAGCACCUCGGACGAGUUGACAGGCCUUGACGUCAUGGACGCGCGUGAGAGUGUGGUUGUUGGCGCGACGGAUGGUCAAGGUAAUGAGGUGAAGGCCCAGAUGAUGGACUCGGGCAGCGGAGGGGCUUUGUUUGGAAAAUUGGCUCGCUGCCUGUCGCCACUGCUGGCAAGUCUGGUUGAUCUGAGCGAGAAUGCCGCACGCCCGGACAAGACCGUCAUGAUUGAGGCGAGGAGCUGCUUCCUUGACGUCAUGGCCGAGGCUGAGGCUGGUGAUGCAGGUUGUGUUCAUGGCGCGGGUAUUGAUGCUGCCGUCGCGCUCGCUGGUUUGGCGCUGGUUGACGGAAAGAUGGAGCUUGUGGCCGCGAGCCAGGCUCUCUACACGCUGCGAGCCAGGCUGGCCUCGCGGGGCGGUUGCAUUGUCGGCGCGCCCGGCUUGAACCGCUAUCAGCUGCGCAACUCGAUGGGACGGCUUGACGCUAUGCGAGGCUACCUUGCUGAGUUUUCCAGCCCAGCUGACGUCCAGCGCGCCCGCGAGCUCCUGGCGUCGGCGCGGAUGCUGGCCGUGGAUCCGUCGUCGUGCUUCAUGUGCUACGACGACUACCACUCGCGGCCGAUGGGCUAUGUUGGUCGCUCGAUGGAGAACUCGUCACCGUUCACCCACUAUGCGGCGCCACUGGCACGACUCCUCCUCUUGCGCACCUCGCUCGAGACGCUCCACCUUUGGGCUCCGUCGGCCGCCGCCGAUCUCGGCGCGAGCAUCGACGCCCGGCAUGGCCACCAUCGGACUGGAACACCAGUUCCUACUGCCGACAAUGGGUACUCGGAUACCACUGCCGAGCCUGUGAGCAUUGGGUGGUCCGGCCUUGCCACCACCAACGCGUCUCGUGUCGCCGGUGCUGGCGCCGAGCUCGCUGGCAACGACUUUGGCUACGGCCACCUGCAGCACGUGCUCUCGCCGUACGAGCUCACUCUCCUCGUUGAGUAUUAUGACUCGUGUGUCGACGGCGAGUUUGUGGUGUGGGAGGAUCUCGAGCAGGGCCGGCGAACGGCCAAGUCAGAGCGGGUCGGCUACUUUCUCAACGUUGCACUCGCCCCGCUCGCCGAGGCCGUGCUCUCCCGUCCAGUCAAGGUCGCCUACUCGUUUUACUCAGACUACGCCAUCGAUCCGCGCCUCGGCCAGCCAGCACACGCACUCUUCCCUCACACCGACCGUGAGGACAACCAGUACACGUUCUCGAUCCAGGUCGCCUUUCAGGGCGAGCCCGGCGCCGACGCGCACUGGCCGCUCUACGUCGACCAGCUCGAGACGCUGCCCAUGCGCGCAUCCUGGCGCCAACAGCCUGAUCGGUCGACCACUACCGCGGUGUACCUGGUCUCUGGCGACGGGCUUCUGUUCCAGGGCCGCAGCCACAUCCACUUUCGCAGCCCCUUGCCCAAGGGCGUCUCGCGUGUCGCCAAUAUCAUCCUUCACUACGUCGACUCGGACUUUGACCUCCGCCACUACAAGGAGCGCCAGUGGAUUGAUCCGGACAUUUAGCACAGUUAAAACAGACUACACACGGA